Messenger RNA from Apus apus (common swift), 1173 nucleotides. It is a transcript of the gene CDCA3, whose product is annotated as cell division cycle associated 3. The coding region runs from base 1 to 918 and encodes 305 amino acids. The transcript is spliced from 6 exons. NCBI's taxonomy places the organism in Eukaryota, Metazoa, Chordata, Aves, Apodiformes, Apodidae. The record is from RefSeq and is a predicted model, not a curated record.
AUGACAGCGGCUCCCGCAGCCCCGCCCGCAGCCCCGCCCAACCCGCCGCCGGGCCAGCGCCGGCCAAUCCCGCGCCGCGACGCCGGGGAGGGGGCGGGGCCCGGCGCACCGCCCGCCCGGCCCGGCCAAUCGCAGCCGCUCUUCUGCCGCCAGGGAAGGCGGUGCCGGGCCCCUUGUCCAAUAGAAAGGCCUCCCGGCUGGCGCCCCGGGGGUCUCCAGCAGCGCCACGCCGCCGCCGCCCCCCGCAACAAGCACCUGGCGCACGUCCGCGACCCCCGCUCCCCCAGCGCCGGCAUCCCGCGCACCCCCAUCGAGGUGAUGAGCUCCCAGGCCGGCAGCCCUCAGCCCGGCCCCGCCGAGCCUGCGCCGGGCGCCUGCCAGGACCGCGACCCGCGCUCGCCCACGCCGGGCAUCUCCCGCACGCCCAUGCGGGCCCCGUCGGGCGCAGACAGCGUGGAGAGCCUGGUGAAGCAGCUCAGCGAGGCCUUCGGCGCUGAGGCCGCCCCCCCGGAGCCGGCGCCGCCGCCAGCGGAGGAUCGGGCCCGGCGGGGCGGCCCGGAGGCGGUGGCUGCCCCUACGGGUCAGCCGGAGAGGCCGCCUUCUCCCGGCACGGCCCCAGCACGGCCCGCCCGCCCCGCCGGGCCCGGCGGCUCGGGGAGCAAGCCCAUGAGACGCAAGACCAACAGCAAAAUCAUGGCAGCAUCUGGUGGGACUGGCCGCUCUCCCCUCAGCAUCCUGCUGGAUGAUAAUGCCCCCAGUUCUCCCGCCCCUCGCCAGGGUAAGAGGCAUGUGUUGGGGGAGAACCUUGGAGAGAAGAGGGAAGUAACAGUGGAUCUGAACAGGAGCCUCAAAUCUGGGAACUGUGCUUGGAGUGACUUGAACAAAGAGAACCAACGGUGUCCCUUUGUGGAGAACUAAAGAUCCUCUUUUCCAGGAUCUUGCUUCUGUAUUUUGAGAUUCUUCUAGGGGUGAGAAAUCCUGCAAUAGACUGAAAUUUCAGCCUUGUGGUCCCUCUGCUCACCUACCUCGGUUAAGGAGAGGGCACCUCCUCCCUCUCUUCUAGCUUUGUAUUUCUUAUGUACAGUACAGACUUUGUCUCUUCUGUUGAAUAUCAGCUGUAUUGACUUACUGUAGAGUUCUUAUCUGUAGCAAAUAAAUUUGUGUUAAGCCCUU